CGGACUCCUCCUCGGCAAUCAACGCGGCCAUCCUCCCCAGGACCAUGGAGGUCCCCUGCGCCCGCGGGCAGCGCAUGUGGCGGGCCUUCCUGGCCUCGUCCAUGGUCCCCUUUUUCUUCUCCUGCUCUGGAGGACCCUCAAGUACCUGGGGACCGUCUGCUGCCACUGUGGGGGCAAGGAGAAGAAAUGAAGGAUCAGCUGUGAAUGUAUUCACCCAUACUGGUACAGAACACAGGGUGAAGUUUUCUACUGAAAAUGGGUCUUUGUCCCAGUUUGGGGCGCGGUGGCACCAAAGCUACAGCAACGUGUUCAGGGAGAGGUAAAUUGGUAUAUUUCUUUGAUGACGAGUCACAGCAGGAACUUGAUCCACCGUGUGUGCAUGUUCUCCAUCCACCUGCACAACCUGCAGAACAGACCUCCACUCAGUUAAGUAGAAAAGCUGGUUCAGAAACCAGACCUUCAGGUACAACGGAUAAACCAUCAUCACCACCCCCUGCAGUCACCGAUGUAAGGCAGAUGAAUGAGAAACCGGAGACCAUUUUGUUUCAGCCAUGCCAGGAGCAGGAUGAGUUGAGGAAGUGUCUUGCACUGUCGUCUCCUGGGUCAACCUUUGAUGAGUGCAGGUCAUGCUCAUCUGAAAUCUAUCCUGGUGGGCCGCCUAGCCACAAGCCAACCCAUGACUAUGAAAGGCUGAAGAUUCAGUGCAUGAAGACAAUGCCCGAUCUGCAGUCUCUACAGAACCAACACACCAAAGCGCUAAAAAGAUGUGAAGAAUCAGCUAAGGAGGCUGAUUUCUAUCAUACACUGCACAGUUGUCUGCUGAGUGAUCAGUCGCAGGUGGAGGAGGACAUGGACACUUUGAAGCGGAAGAACAACCAGUUGGUACGAGAGCGCGAUCACCUCCAGCAGUCAUGUGAGGAAAUGAAGAGACUUCAUGAUGAGGAUCUGAAGGACAUAACAGACCUGCGCAGUCAGCUGCAGCAGGUAAUGAAGCAGAAUGGGUCGUCGCAGACACUCAAUAAACCCUACAAGAAAGCAAUGGGCAAGCUGGAGGGCGUGAAGAAGGAUUACGAUGCACUGAGGAAGCGGUACAAUGAGAAGAUAGCGAGCUACAAUACUGAUCUGAGCCGCUUAGAGCAGAAGGAAGGUGAAAACAGGCGACUCCAGAAGCAGAUUGACAAGCUGAACAGAAGGUUUGGGACCGUGCAGCAGGAACUGAGCAAGGCCACUGCCCAAAACAAGGAGCUACAGAGAGAGAUGGAGCAGAUGCAGGCAGAAGUGACAAGGUUUAAGACAAUGCAGCUGAAAGCAGUGAAGGAUGCAGAGAAGUACAAGGAAGAGAGGGACGCCGUUUUCACCGAGUAUUGUCUCAUCAUGAGCGAGAGGGAUGAAGUCCUCAAUGAAAUGGAUAGGCUGGAUACAGAGUUGGAACUUGCCGAAUCCAAAUUGAAAAACAUGUCCUCAGAGAAAAGAGUGGCUAGUGGGGAAAUGGAAGCCUUAAGACAGGAGCUGAACUCGGUGAAGGAAGAGAGAGGUGUGGCUAGGAAGAACAAAACGGAAGCCAUUAUCCAGGUUCUUCUGAUGCAUAUGUGCAGUGCUCUGUGGUUAAUAGGCCUGAGCCUUUGAGCCCCGAGAAGGAGUCCCAGCCACCUCCUCCUUCUCCUCACCUUUACCUGAGGGUCUCCCCGCCCUGCCGCCGUUGUUUUCUGGCCAAGCCCUUUGGAGAGGAGGAAGAGGACCCACACCGCCGCCACCAGCGGCAUCUGCCAUGCAGUCUACUUCUGCAAAGUGGCUGAAGGGACUACGUCUUUAUUGAAUUUUGUGUUGAGGAUGUUAAUGUAAAUUUUGAGAAAUCCAAACUUUUGUUCAGUUGUCUUGGAGGAAACGAUAACUUCAAGCAUUUAAAUGAAAUUGAUCUUUAUAAUUCAAUUGAUCCAAAUGAAUCCAAGCAGAAAAGAACAGACAAAUCUGUCUAAUGUUGUUUGUGAAAAGGAGAAAAAGGUGUCUUCAGGGUAUGUUCCACUAAUUUUUAAUGCUCUUCAUUUUGUUGUUUUUAAUCACUAGUUAGUAUUCAAGAUAUCCUAGUUAAAACUAGCUAUUCCUUUUGAAACUUAAAAUGAGUAAAGCCUAUACAUUUGUUUGUUUGAUCCUCAAAGCUCUUACAUCUCACUAGGGCUGGAUUAGAGCCUAGAGGUUGUUGCUUGUCAAUCUGUACAUUUAGACCAAAUUGUAUUUGCACUGUUAGUAUGAAAGCGAGUGACAAAAUGUUAAUACACUAUAUGAUCUUCUUUUGGGUGUGUUUGUUGUUGUUUUUUGACCAGUUUGUGUUCAAAGCAGUGGUGAUUUUUUUAAUGUCUACAUUAUUUCUAAUAAACUGUUGAAGACUCUAUGGCUGUCAACUGGCUGGCUGGCUGGCUGUAACCUCAUGUAUUCUUAUUAUUUGUUGUAAUGGAAUACUUAAUUUCUAGUUGGAAUAAAAGUGGGGGAUUAUUUCAUCUGUUUGAAGGAGGAAAAUUAUAAUAUUCCCAAGCAAGUUUUUUUUUUUUUAAAGGAUCUGUAAGUUGUGGGUACACUGACAGUUUAAA
This is a messenger RNA of Podarcis muralis (Common wall lizard), 2585 nucleotides long. Lineage: Eukaryota; Metazoa; Chordata; Lepidosauria; Squamata; Lacertidae. The record is from RefSeq and is a predicted model, not a curated record.